UAAGCGAGUAGCUGAGACUGGUGGUUUUGUGAAGCGAGUCAACUGACUCACUGAGAAGAUCCGACUCUGACAGAAUGAAUCAUUCACAAAACGGACAUCGUUAGAAAGAGCACGUGUUUUUGUAAUCUGGAGAACCGUCCUCUGUGAAGCUCAACAAUGGGCAGUGUGUUGGCUGCCAGUGCCCCCAGCCCUCCUGCACCAGGGCCAGGUGGAGCAGGUUUGGUGUCAGUACCUCCAGGAUUCACGAUGCCCUCCGUCUCUCCCGUCUCUGUGCCUGCCAGCUCUUCAUCUGGGCCCCAGGAGACUGAACCUUCCCUUUCAAACCCCGGCGGCUUUGAAGAGUGCCACCGCAAAUGCAAAGAGGUGUUUCCUAUGCAGAUGGAGGGUGUUAGACUAACAGUGAACAAGGGCUUGAGCAACCACUUCCAGGUCAACCACACAGUGUUGUUAAGCACUCUAGGAGAUUCCAGUUACAGGUUUGGAGCUACUUAUGUGGGGACCAAACAAACAGGACCAGCAGAGGCUUUUCCCGUCAUGGUUGGUGACAUGGACAACACAGGCUCCCUAAAUGCACAGAUUAUUCAUCAGAUCACAGACAGAGUGCGCUCGAAAUUUGCAUUCCAGACUCAGCAGCAGAAGUUUGUGAACUGGCAAGGAGAUGCUGAAUUCAAAGGAGAAGAUUUCACUGCUGCUGUGACCUUUGGCAACCCAGACGUCUUGGUUGGGUCAGGAAUUGUUAUAGCUCAUUAUCUCCAGUCUGUCACUCCGUCGCUGGCAUUAGGGGGAGAGCUGGUGUACCACCGACGGCCUGGAGAGGAGGGAACAGUCAUGUCUCUGGCGGGCCGAUAUACAGGCAGCAACUUUAUCGCCACACUGACACUAGGAGGAGCUGGAGCUCAUGGGUCAUAUUACCACAAAGCCAAUGAUCAGUUGCAGGUUGGCGUGGAGUUUGAAGCAAGCACCCGUAUGCAGGACACUAGUGUAUCAUUUGGAUACCAACUGGACGUCCCCAAAGCUGAUUUGGUCUUUAAAGGUUCCUUAGACAGUAACUGGGUUGUUGGAGCCACGCUUGAAAAAAAGCUGCUGCCUCUGCCUCUGUCACUGGCCCUCUGCGCUUUCCUAAACCACAGAAAAAGCAAGUUCCAGUGUGGGUUUGGCAUCACUAUUGGUUAAUACUUACUUCUUUCUUGGUUAAUGCUGCAGUUUACACACCAGUGCUGUUGCUGGUGAAACUGCAAAGAUUGGACACACUUGCAUAUUUAUCCACAUCUGUACAAAAUCAGUCAGUAAACAUGAAGCAAAAUAAAGUAAUAUUUGUUGUUAGUUCCAUGUAUCAGACCAACCUCUGCAGUGAUAAUUCCAAUAUCCAAAUAAGUACUUUUAAAAACAUCACUACUGCUUGAUACAUUAUAAGAGAAAACAAGAACAAAUACACAUAUACAAUUUUCCUUUCAUUUUGUUGUUUACGUUCAUUUUUAAAAAAAAUAUAUAAAUUAUUUCCUUGUUUAUUUUUGUUUGUGUUUAAUGAAGACGUUCUGGAUUCGUUUAUUUUCCCUAAGCAAUGAGCAGGGAUUUUUUUCACAAUGAUUUUAAUCAAGUUGCUGGAUCUCUGUACUUAUAUAGGUACCUAUAUAAAUAAAAUAUAUGCAUUGCAAGUAUUGUGAAACAUGGAUAAAUUCUUAAAACAAAACAUAUAUCUGUCCAUAAAACUGAGAUGCAUGUUUAUGAAUGUAUUUCAUAAUACAUUAUGAAUGUAUGUUGGUGUAAAUAUUUUUAUUUAGAGGUAGAAUUGUUUUGCUCAUGAAUUUGUCUGAUACACUGUUGCAUAGCUAAGAAA
This is a messenger RNA of Cyprinus carpio (common carp), 1837 nucleotides long. It is a transcript of the gene tomm40l, whose product is annotated as translocase of outer mitochondrial membrane 40 homolog, like. The record is from RefSeq and is a predicted model, not a curated record. Gene Ontology annotation, molecular function: transmembrane protein transporter activity. Gene Ontology annotation, biological process: protein import into mitochondrial matrix. NCBI's taxonomy places the organism in Eukaryota, Metazoa, Chordata, Actinopteri, Cypriniformes, Cyprinidae. Gene Ontology annotation, cellular component: mitochondrial outer membrane; mitochondrial outer membrane translocase complex.